Molecule: messenger RNA, 433 nt
Organism: Suillus subalutaceus
Lineage: Eukaryota; Fungi; Basidiomycota; Agaricomycetes; Boletales; Suillaceae
Exons: 1
Coding region: 93-374 (93 amino acids)
Source: RefSeq, a predicted model, not a curated record
GGACAAGUCCGCCGGUACGCAUUUAAUAUGCUCCAAUGCGCUGACCACACACACGUGGUCGUUCAUCAAGGGGCUGUCCAAUUCCAUCGUGUAUGUUAUGCCGGGUGUCAAUCCUUGAGGUGUGUAUUCUGCACUUUGUCAAUAUAGCAGUUAUCCAGGGACCAUUGACGCUUGGGCUGCAUUGCUUGGAGCUCAUUGCGAAUGUCAUUCGAGACGAAAGACAGUGGAGAUGUGCUACCGGAAGGAAAGGACUUAGAACGGUGACGAACUCGGUGAAGACGAUUUUCACUUAUCCGAUUUGUCUCGUACUUCUCGUCACGAAGCCUUUCCUGUGUGUGUCAUUCCCAUCUAGUAUUUGUUAUCAGUGUCAUUGAACGCCAUCCUCGACGAUCACAGACUGGAUGUUUGGGCUUUCAUUCACCAUAUUUGGCUA